Molecule: messenger RNA, 2000 nt
Organism: Tripterygium wilfordii
Lineage: Eukaryota; Viridiplantae; Streptophyta; Magnoliopsida; Celastrales; Celastraceae
Exons: 7
Coding region: 189-1577 (462 amino acids)
Molecular function (GO): zinc ion binding; nucleic acid binding
Source: RefSeq, a predicted model, not a curated record
CUCUCUCUUUCUUGCUAGGGUUUGAUAUUAUCUGCGGCUGUCGUACAUUCCGAAGGAGAACACGAAGCUCAGCCAAUUAGUCCCCGUCUCCAUAUCAUCGAUAUCUUCUCAGCAAGCUUUGCUACCUGAAUCGAGUCUUUCUUACUGGAGUUCCAGCUCCUGUUCUAGUUAGGGUCGUUGGAGUUUGGAUGGCUAAUAGACCGGAUUCUGACAACGACGACGAUUUCAGUCAGCUUUAUCAAGAAUAUACUGGCCCUCCGGGGUCGACAACGACACAAGAUAGGUCAAAGCCAAACAAGCGUUCGCAUGCAGGUUCCGACGAGGAAGAGGAACAGCGGGACCCCAAUGCGGUCCCCACAGAUUUCACCAGCCGAGAAGCCAGAGUCUGGGAGGCAAAAUCUAAAGCCACUGAGAGGAAUUGGAAGAAGAGGAAAGAAGAGGAAAUGAUUUGCAAAAUAUGCGGAGAAUCAGGUCACUUCACUCAGGGUUGUCCUACAACUCUUGGAGCAAACCGAAAGUCACAAGAUUUCUUUGAAAGGGUACCUGCGAGGGAAAAGCAUGUAAAGGCACUCUUCCCAGACAAAGUGAUCCAGAGGAUUGAAAAUGACGUAGGCUGCAAAAUAAAGAUGGAGGAGAAGUUUAUAAUUGUCAGUGGUAGGGAUAGGUUAGUUUUGGCCAAAGGUGUGGAUGCUGUGCACAAAGUGAUCAAGGAGGAGGGUGAUCAAAAGAAUGCAUCUAGUUUUCAGAUGAGCAGAUCUAGGUCACCAGCGCAAAGCCCCAGUGGUGGACGAUUUCGUCGAUCUGAAUCCCAAAGGUCUCAUCAACGUGAUCCACCUCAUUUCCAACAAAGGUUUGGCAGACAAGAUAAAGUUGCUGAAGACCGUGACCGUGAGGAUCUUCGUAGAUUCCCAAGGGGUUCUCCACAAGCGAGAGCUUAUGGUAAUAAUGGAGCUAGAGGUCGUUCAAGCCACUCUAAAUCUCCUGCACGUCCCCAUUAUACCGGGAACUCAUUUGAUUCAUAUGGUGGUCAUAACCAGAGCUCAGGUGGUUAUAGAACUGAUGGGUGGGACAUUGAAAGACGGAAUUCAAAUUUGCCAUCUCGCCAUCAAAUUGAAUACUCCGCCAUCCCUCAGACCUUAGAAGAUUUAGAGUUGGAGUAUAAGCGAGAGGCAACAGAGCUCGGAAGAAUUCAUGACAAGGAAGAAGAUGAAGAGAAUAAGAAGCAUCGCGAGACUAUCAGGGAUAUGAGAGAGAGUUACAUGAAUAAACUGGCUACCUUAAGGGAGAUGCAUGCAAAACAGUGGGAAGAGUUUCUUCAAGUUGAUGCCCAAAGGCGUCAAGAAGAAGCAGGGACCCAAAUGUCUGCUCCAGGUUUUGGUGGUUAUAAACAGCAUGCUUAUUCUGACCACGACGGCUCCUCAGUUAAUAAUCAUUAUGCUGGUUCUAGUUUUUCUAUGGAUACAAGGGGAAGAUACCCGAAUUCUAUUGAUAAUUAUCCUUCAAGGACUCAAAACACAUACAGUGAUUUCCAGCGUCCAAGGCGCGAGGAUUUGGGGAAAGCUUACAACAGAUUCUAGAUUGGUAUAACUGAAAGUUAUCUUGGGUCCAGACUUUGGCCGGAUAGAAGUGAUGCAUUGGGGACUCAAAUGGGUGUAAAAUCUAUCGGAAUCAAUGCCGAGUUAGUUACAUUUCAUUUUGGAGGUUUGGUUCUCUGUGGACCUUGUUGUAAGGAGGUGGUAUGUUUUUUUUUUUUAAUCGGCUCGCCCUUGUGAUCUUUGAAGGAUAUUGACUGUGAAAUGCAUGAAAAUUUGCGUUGAAGUAAUGGUUUGAUGAACUCUCUCCUUCAAGCUCAGUAAUGAACGGUCACCAUUUUUAUUCCCAUACUGAGCCUGUGAUAGCAAUCCGUGAGUUGAUUUCACUUUGCUGAUAAUGUUUACAGGCUGUGAUGUUUAUUAAGUUGACUAGGCUGCUUAACUUGCUGGGAAUUAAACUUUUUGUUA